Molecule: messenger RNA, 16454 nt
Organism: Drosophila willistoni
Lineage: Eukaryota; Metazoa; Arthropoda; Insecta; Diptera; Drosophilidae
Gene: poe
Product: protein purity of essence
Exons: 12
Coding region: 64-16341 (5425 amino acids)
Molecular function (GO): zinc ion binding; protein binding
Source: RefSeq, a predicted model, not a curated record
UAGGCCGAGUUGUUUUCGAGCAAGUUUGACGAAUUUUUUUUUAUUUUUAUUACAACAAAUAAAAUGUCGGCCCACAGUGGAGGAACGGAUUGGAAUUCCGUGGUAAAAGCUUUAUUAUUAAAUCGGACGGGCGCUUUAAAUAAAAAUGAAAUAGUCAAUUUGCUGAAAGCUAUAACAAAAUGUGAACAUGAGUUUUUCGAUGAGGAGAGCAAUUAUAUACAAUUUUAUACGGCUUUUGCAGCCCUAGCGGCGGAUAAGUUGAUGCAAAUCAAGUCGAUUUGCCAGACACAGAUAUCUCAACUACAUUAUGCCGCCGCCGUGUUGAUACGUUUCAUAUUAUAUCGUUUGCCCAAGGUAACUGUUUAUGAGGUGAAAUGGUUGCUGGUGGCCCUCAAGACACUAUGCGAGGGUCGUGAUGAACUGCAAUUUGAUUAUAAUGCAGUGGCAAGUAUUUUAAAAACAUCAAAGCACCCAGAAGCGGGUGGAAAGGGGAGUGGAAGUGGCAGUGGAAGUAGUAGCAGUUCAGGCUCUGCUGCUGCUGCGGCAGGCGGAGGACAUGACAAGGAUUCACCAAAAUCGGAGAUAAAACACUCACGUUCGGAUCUUUCAUCAAUAAUAUUGCAACAAUUGUUAAAUCCUUUGGAGCCAGGCAAAAUGACCUGGGUGCCACUUAGCGAAGAGUUAACUGAUUGUACAAAUCAACUCUUGGCGGCCAAUGUGGAAUAUUUUCAAUCUCAAAAUGGUGUGGAUACCGUGUUGGAUGUUUGUGUUAAUUUGCCCAUAUUGAAUCGUUAUCGUGGCAAAUAUUUGGAGACAAUAAAUGGUGGCAAACCCCUGUAUUUGCCGCUUACUCAAACAGAGGCCAAUGCCGUGAAGGCUUCUGUAACGCAUAUGCUGACAGAUCUCUCAAUAUUAAGUCAAUCACAUUCGUUGUUACUAUUACAACCGCUGACACCGCAGCGUAUUGAGAAAUUAUCAAUAAGUGGAAUAUCUGCACUCUAUAAUGCGGUACUGACAUCCAUUGCAGCCAGUGUAUUGGGCAUGGGUCAGGCUAGCAGCAGCAGCAGCAGUAGCACUGCAGGCAGUGGUGGCAGUCAAUCUAGUAAACCACAAGCCACCAGUACGGCAUCGACCAGUCAGGGAGGAGGAGGAGCUACAGGUUCUGAUGAAUUUGAAGAACAAGCUUCGGCUAUUGUUAACAAAGCUCUGGAAAUCUAUUCGAUUGUUGGCGAAAUGUUUAAAUCAUGGGCACGACUAUAUAUCUAUCAGAAUCAUCUAUGCUAUGGCAGUUGGCUACUAAUCAGUGGCAUUCAAGGAGCUAUGGGAGCAUCUGGCAGUAGUUCAACCAGUUCAUCGAGUAACAAAAACACCUCCAAUGAUCCACCAACUACGCCAAUAGCUCGUGUCAAUCUAUUUAAAGUACAACAAGGAUUCGGUGAACUAAAUGCAGCCAUAGCCAAUCAUUCAAUUAAACUAUUAACCGAAUUGGUAGAAGAUUUGAAAAUUGAAACGUCUUGUGCCUCAGGCUCUGGCUCAUCAUCAACAGAUGGAGAUCAAUUGCCCGAGCCCGCACAAUUUGAUAUAUUGCAAAAUUAUACAACAUUGCAGCGUAUUAUAAGAGUUUUAAACACGGCAACAUUGCAUCAACUCUUUACGUUCCUGGCAACAGUGGCUUAUCGCAAGGCCUGCUCCUUGAAGCGUGCAUCGACCAAAGAUCGCACAGAAUGCGAACCCAUUAGCUAUUCAGAUUCGACAACAUAUUUCAAUGAUUCUCUCUCAUGUUCCGAUAAUUCAGAGGAUGAUAGUGAAAGCUAUUUGGGACAUUGGUUCAAGGAGACACUGUCGCCGGAAACUCACGAUGAUAAUGCCAAUAGUUGUCCCCAGGAGCGCGGUGGGGAACAGAAAUCAUCGGCUUUGGUACCCAAAUUGGAUGAGCCGCAUGAGUAUUUAGAUUUGGCAGCAGAUAUUUUCUGUUUCUUGGAUCAAUUCCUAGCCAAUCGUCAUUCAUAUAUGCAGCGUUAUGUGCGUGCGGGUGUUAGUGAUCAGCAAAUGUUAUUAAUGGCCAAUAUCAUUAAAGAUUUCGAUCGUGAUGUCAUGAGGAGUGAUCAAGGAUCAAGUGGAGGUGGUGUUGAAUUACCACCCAAAUGGCAAUCUUCUAUGAUACGUUUCUCUGGUGCCGCUGGUCGCUAUAUACACAAUUUAAUAUCAACAUCAUUGCUGUCGGAGCAGCUGCAAUCGAAUCUCUUGCAGCAUUUGUCCAUCUCACCAUGGUCAACGGAGACAAAUACUUGGCCCCUGCAAGUCUAUCCCAGUACAUUGUCGGUGCUAGUGCAAAUUUUAUUGCUAAAACCCAAUCAGGAGAAGGAGGCCGCCUGCCUAUCGGUGUGGCAUCGUUUGAUCAAUACAUUGGUUGAUGGUGUCUGCUCCACUACGGACAAUUCGACGACCAGUGGUGGCGAUUAUGAAGAUCUCAAUAUUGAGCAUGCUCAAUUAUUGCUUUUCCUUUUCCACUCACUCAAUUUAAUGCAAAAGAAAUCCAUACUUUUACUAACCGCUGGCGGUGUUAUACGCUGUGCGGAAAUAUGUCGUGGCAUUAGCUCUGAACGUCCGGUUAGGCAAUGUCAAAUGAUGUGGCUAUCACGUUUGCUGCUCUUCCUGGAGUAUCUAAUGAAACAUUUGUAUAAUGCACCACCCGAACUAUUGGAUCAAGUGCGUUGGAAUCUAUUCAGUGUGAGCAGCAUGACCGAGAAUCAAAAAGUAUCCGAUUUGCUUAAUAGUCGCACUAAGCUUACAUCGUAUUGUCGUCAGGAUAUUGAAGAGAAAUUCCGUAAAUCUCAUGGCACUGAAGGAGGAUCAAAUAUACGUCCCACAUUUUACUCCCUGGUCACUGGUGAUCCGGAGAAGCCAUAUUGGGCACAGGAUUUCAAAUUAGAUGGCUUGGCCUGGAAUUUCAUCUUAUGCACACCAGAUAAACUGAAAUAUCCUUUGCUUGUGGAUGCCCUAACUGAUAUAUUGCGGAUUGUUGAUAUGUCUGCUUUUUCGCAGGGCAAAGAUUUGUGUGCCAUGCAAUAUUGUUUUAGCAUUGCCUGGAAAUUGUUAUUGGGUCUACCACCAUCCACUUCUCAUGUGGAGUCCAUCAAAAGUGAGAAUCAGUUGCCCAAUUUGCAUUCACUGGUAUGGAGUAUACGUUAUCCUUUGGCCCAAUCGGAAUAUUUGGUUGUAAAUAGUCUCAUUAAGCAGGGCAUGUAUACUCAGUAUGCUGAAUCUUUGUGGAGUCAGGUCGGUGAUCGUGCAGCUGAUAUAAGAUAUAGCCUAAGGCAAACUAUAUUGGGCGUUGAUGCGUUCAAUAAGCAAUUGAAUCAACCAAACGCUCCACCUCCACGCUUAUCGGAUUUGGUGCUAUUUGAUGCUUUGGUGGCCCACAUGCAGGCUGUGGCCUGGGCAGAUAAACAAGGCUAUAAAUUGCAGCGCAAGGAACAAGACGAGUCCAUUUUUAGUGUUGGAGGAGGAGAGCAGCAAGGUAGCACGGCCACAACACCCAGAUCUGCGGAUAAUGAAGUUUAUUCAUCAAACGAAUCGAUUGACCAGCAAAAAUCCAAGACAUCAUUGAAACCGAAAAUCGUCGAAAUCGUCGUCGCCGAUUAUGAGGAUAUUACUUAUGAUGAUGGAAUGACAUCCAGUGAACUGCAGGAACGCUCACAAAUAGUCAAUGAAUUGAUGCUUAAAUUAAUGGAAUCAUAUCGUCUCAUAUCGGACAUUGUACGUUCUCAGAUGCUUAAGCAAUUGUCCAGUUCCACACCGGAAUCGGUCCUGAAUCUAAUUGUGCCGAUUGUUAGUGAUAAGCCGGCCAUAAUGCUGGAAUUGCAUGCCGCUUUCCUUAAACUGUUGCCCAAUGAGGAUAAGCAAUUGAUUGCGAAUGAAUGGCCGAAAUGUUUAAUGGUCAAUGAGGCGGCUUUCGAUGGCAAACAGCAUCCGGUGGAACCAUAUACACUUAAUGUUAUAGAUGCCCACAUCACGGAAUUGGCACGCGGACCAAGUUACUCCACUUUGCAUACAUUGAAGCACUGCUUGAAAUCAAUUCUACACUUAAUCGAGCUAUUGCUCUCGUAUUGCUCGACCAAUUCGGAGGUGAAGCAUCAAUUGAAACCACUGCUCAUUGCCUCAAUGCUGGACAUGCGCACAGAUUAUCUACAAGGACAGAGUGAACAGUGUCUCCGGGAUAUUCUAAGCGGUCUGACUUUGGAGGCACAGAAAUUGUUACUCUAUGAGCAUAUGAUUGGCUAUUGUUAUCGCAUGUUAAUUGAAUUCUCCAGUGAAUUAAGACAGACCGGAGGAGGAGGAGUCGGUGCUACUGCCAAUCAAGAACGAGCUUUAUUUAAUGAAUCUAUGCUAUUUGCUGUGCUCAAGACGCUAAUUAAGAUGCUGGAUAAACCAACUGCCGUGCAGGCCAUGAGACAAUUCUUCAAGGAUCAGCGUUUGGGCAGUUUGACCACUCUGCUAUUAUCCUUUACAGGCACUUCGUUGCCCUUGAGCUAUGCCCGCAAAAUGUUGCAAUUUGUUGAUCGCCUGUUUCAGCAAUCAUUGCAAACAGAUUCACAAUUUAUCCAUGAAGAUCUUGUGGAAUGUUUCAGUGAAUUGGCCCAAGUGGAAGUGGCACGUCUUAAACUUUGGUUAGCUCACAUUAUCUAUGGCCCAAAUGUCAGUGGCGAGGCUUCAGAGGCAAUGGACACUGCUACCACCACCACUUGUAAGCAAUUGCUCACUAGCAGUUCCAGCAGUAAUGCCCAGACUCCAACAAAUAUGGCUACAGUUUCGGCCAUGCCAAGCAUUUCCGAUCAAUUGGAUGCUAUGGACAUUGAUUAUGAUUGUGGCACAGGAGGUACAGCAGGAGGAGGAGGUGGUGGAGCAGGCAGUGGAGGCAUUGGUGGAGGAGCACUAGCACCAAAUACCUCACAGAUAUUAAGUCUCUGGCAAGCAGCUCAGCCAAAUCCUUCAGAAGAGUCCUCUCAAGCCUGCGAUCCCAAUGGCUCUAGCAAUGGCAAUGGCUCUGGCGGUGGCAAUGGCCUACUUCUACUUGGCUUGGUCAAAGCUCUAGUAAGGGAUCAGACUCAAGCCGGAUUAAUAGCCCCUCCCCUUUUCCAGGCCCUACUCCAGCUGGGACAGAAUUUAAUAACACCGCCGCAGGAUGGUUGCGAUUUUGCCGAUGUUUUGCAGAUAAUGAUUACACUGGCAGAUGCAUCUCCAGCCCGUGGCCAUGUUGCGCUAUUCAAUACAACAUUAACUUGGCUGGAAUUGGCCCGUUUGCAAUUGCCCGAUAAGCAUCAGUUGCGUCAUGCUGAGAAUGUGAGCGCCUUGCUGCGCUAUUUGAGUGAACUUCUUCAGAGCAUUGGCUAUCGCGGUAGUCGUCAGCAUAUGCCACCAUGGGAUGAUGAACUGCAAACCGAUAUGGAUGAUCUCUAUGAUGAACUGGGAGUGGAGGAAGAGCAAGACUCUCUGCUCGAUGACUCCGAUGAGGAUACCUUGAAUAACAAACUGUGCACCUUCUCGCAGACCCAGAAAGAGUUUAUGAAUCAGCAUUGGUAUCAUUGUCAUACCUGCAACAUGAUUAACACGGUCGGAGUAUGCUCCGUUUGUGCCAGAGUAUGCCACAAGGGUCACGAUGUUAGCUAUGCCAAAUACGGAAAUUUCUUUUGCGAUUGCGGAGCCAAGGAGGAUGGUUCUUGCCAAGCAUUAAGUCGUCGUCUGGGCAAUACUUCAAUGGAGGCUAGAGAUCCCGUCUCUGGUGUUGUCUAUGGCACUGGCAGCGCCUUACCCUCGCAUAUAGGACUUUUGUCGGGAGGCAAAAAGAGAUCCCUGGCACCGCUAAGCGGUAAUAGUCAACAGCAUUCAGCUCCCAUGCGCAAGGAUUCAUUGAGUAGCGAGAGAAUUACAUUGCUUAGCAAACUAUUGGAACCCCAUCGUGAAGCUCUACAACAACAGGAUCAAUGGCUGUUGGUUGUACGCUGCAUCCUGGAAUACUUUGAUGCUCUGUUGCCAUCUAUACGUGAGAAUUGCACAUUAUAUUCCAUUGUGGGUUGCCAUAAAAGAGCCACCGCUGCCCUGGAACGUUUACAUCAAUUGGAGCAAAGUUUUCAGGUGACGGAUCAAUUGAUGUUUGCCACUUUGGGCUCUCAGGAGGGAGCCUUUGAGAAUGUGCGCAUGAAUUAUUCCGGAGAUCAGGGACAAACGAUUAAACAUCUAAUAUCAUCUGGUGUGGUGCGUCGUGUGGCCUUCUGUUGUCUCUCAUCGCCCCAUGGCAGACGCCAACAAUUGGCUGUGUCGCAUGAGAAGGGCAAAGUCACCAUAUUACAAUUAUCGGCGCUACUCAAGCAGGCGGAUGCCUCCAAGAGGAAAUUAACACUUACCCAGUUGAGUACAGCUCCCAUUGCCUGCACUGUACUCUCACUGGCUGCAAAUCCCUGCAAUGAGGAUUGCCUAGCAGUAUGUGGUCUUAAGGAAUGUCACAUCCUGACCUUCUCUAGCAGUGGAACCACCAAUGACCAUAUUGUUGUCAGCCCUCAACUGGAGAAUGGCAAUUACAUAAAGAAGGCCAUUUGGCUACCAGGAUCACAGACUCUACUGGCCAUUAUCACUUCGGAUUAUAUCAAGAUCUAUGAUCUGGCUGUCGAUACAUAUAGCCCCAAAUACUAUUAUCUCGUGGCAGUUGGCAAUAUCCGUGAUUGCACAUUUAUGUAUCAGGAUGGCUCGUAUUAUAUGUUGAGCUUUGCCAGUUCUGGUUAUAUAUAUACCCAGCAAUUGGAUCAACAGAGUCUGGCCAUACAUGGCGAUUUCUAUGUGACCAACACUCUGGAAUUGAGUCAUCAGCAUAUCAAAGAUGUCAAUGGACAAGUCAGUGGCGGUGGCGUAUCCAUAUACUACUCGCACUCGUUGCAAUUGUUAUUCUUCAGCUACUCAUCGGGUCGCAGUUUUGUGGCUCCGCUAACCAAUGUGAAUGAAGGUGUCAAGGGAAUCUAUCAUUUGGAUACCAAUUCGGCAAGUAAAUCAGCCUCCAAGGGACCAUUGCAGCCUCUGGUGCAGUGGACAGAAGUAGCCGGACAUCCUGGUUUAAUCUAUGCCAGUAUGCAGUCCUCGAAUAAUCCUAUAAUUCUAAUGCUAACACCGGAACGCAUCUAUAUGCAAGAGAUAAAGGCUCAAUCGGCCAAGUCCAGGAUUAUGGAUGUCGUGGGCAUACGUCAUUCGGUAGCGGGCACUGAAAAGACCACCCUGCUCCUACUCUGCGAGGAUGGAAGUCUCCGGAUAUUCUCCGCUCAGCCAGAGCAUACAAGUUUCUGGCUAUCACCGCAAGUUCAACCCUUUGGCAAUCAAUUGUACUCGGCCACACUGUUGGCCAAGAGUGGCCCAGGAAGUUGCGGGGGUAAAAAUAAAUCAAGCCUUACCACUGGAUCCAAUGGCAAACUUAUGCAUCGCAGCAAAUCAAGUCAACAGCAGAAGCAACUAACCGCUGGCGGUCAACCGGUGUUCCCCAUUGAUUUCUUUGAGCAUUGCAACAUGCUGGCCGAUGUGGAAUUCGGUGGCAAUGAUUUACUGCAAAUCUAUAGCAAACAGAAACUAAAGACGCGUCUCUUCUCGAAUGGAAUGUUUGUGGCUAGCACCAAAGUGAAUGGUUUCACUUUGGAAGUGAUUAACAAUGAUCCCAAUUUGGUUAUUGUGGGUAUACGUGUGCUCCUGGGCACUCAGGAUGUGCAACGUGCUCCGGUGUCGGUGACCAUUUUGGGACGAACUAUCGUGACGCCAGUGAGACGAGCUCGUUGGUUUGAUAUACCACUAACACGCGAUGAGGUGCUUCAAUCGGAUAAACUACUCAAAGUGAUCUUUGCCAAAUCGCAGGAUCCGGAACAUGUUACGCUACUCGAUUGCAUUGAAGUCUAUGGCAAGUCCAAGGAAUUGGUUGGCUGGCCCGAUGAGAGUGAGGACAAUGCUGUGGCCGGUGGUUCCAGUGUGCCAGCAGUCGCCUCCACAGCCCAGGCCAGUGUGGCCAAUUUUGGUGAAGGUUUCAAUUGCAUAACCCAAUUGGAUCGCAUGGUUACCCAUUUGUUGGAGGUUUUGGAUUGUGCUCUGCAUCUCUUGGGCAGUGGAACGGCGGUGACAUCAUCGCCACUGCGGCAGAAAGCUGUAAAGACAGCUGGUUCAUUGCUUCUACUGCCAACACCGAAUCCUGUCCAGACACAAGCACGCUAUGUAUUGGCCACUCUCUAUGGCAGUCGUCCGGCGUAUCAUAGCUACAAGGAUGGAGUACUUCUACAAUUUGUCCAUGGUGAAUUGCAAGCAAUGCAACCGAAAUUAAGCCAAUUGGAUACCCUGCAGGAGAUUGAUCCAGAAGCAUUCUAUCGCUUGAUACUUCUCGUGCGUGGCAUAGCCAAUUCCAGACCACAAUCGCUGGCCAAGAUCUGUCAGGAGAACAACUAUGAUAUUGUGCCGGCUCUAAUAAGUAUUGUUUUGGAGCUACACAAGAUUACCCCAGCACUGGAUGAGCCCAGCAAUAUUGUAAGACGUGGCCUCUGUCAGCCGGAGACGAUUGUUCAUUGCCUAGUCGAGAUUAUGUACGGCUUUGCCUUGGCCGACAUAGGACAAGUGGGCAGAAUGACCAAAUAUUUCAUAGAUUUGCUUAAACAUGAUGCCAGUGUGAUAAGUCACAGUGCCAAGGAGGCUUUAAUCUUGCUGCUAAGUCCGCGCCUCAAGCGACGUAAAGUGGCCAUUAUAACGCCACCAGCCUGUUCCACGCCCACACCAUCCACUUCCACGAUUCAAGCGCUCCAAGCAGUUGCCGGGUCGGCGGCCAGUGAGAUUAUCGAGGAGGCGGCUGCAGCAGCUGUGGAUGCAGCUGUACCACCACCGCCACCACCCAACAAUGAUCCCAAUGCCCCGGAUGUGGAAGGUAUAGUUGGUGGCGUAGUGAAUCCCCAGCAAUUGCUUAAUUUGGAAGCCUUCAUGGGUGGCGGUUUUCCACGUCUCUUGGGUCUACCCGAAGAUGCCGACGACGAAGCUAUAAUGGAUAUUGCCAUUGCCCUGAGUCUGCAGCAACAUGGCGGAGAUGCCAAUGCCUUGCAAUCGCUACAACAGGGUUUGGCCAAUCUUCAGGGUAUAAGACAAGCGGCAGCAAAUGCAGCUUCCGUUAAUGCAGCGGUCAGUAAUUCCGCCGGCGGCUCCGACGAUGACGAAGGCUCUAAUGUGGCCACCGAUGGUUCCACUUUACGCACAUCUCCAGCCGAACCCGCUGGCAGUGGUGGCUCUGAAAGUGGUGGCAGUGGUGUGGAAAGUAUUGGUGGUACAUCGGCACGUAGCAGCAAUUUCGGUGAUCAUGUGAAUACCUCACCACCGCGUCAGAGUUCCAAUAAGGAGGAGCAAGAGGCAGAUCAACCAGGUACCUCAGCGGGCAUCAGAAAUUCCGGUGGAGUAGGCGGAGAAGGUGUUGCUGGUUUAAGUGCCAUGAGCAGCAGUGAGGAUAAUGAGAUCAAUGAAGAUGAGAAGUUAACCAAAUUGCAUGAACUCAGAAUUGCCGUACUGGAGAGUAUUAUACAACAUUUGAGCACCUUUGAUGCCUGCAAUGGUCUACAGGCUAUACCCCUUAUACAAGUUAUCCUAAUGCUCACAACCGAUCUGAAUGGCAACAAUGAAAGGGAUCAGGAAGUGCUACAGGACUUACUGAAUGCCCUAGUGAACUAUGUGGAAAUUGGCAAACGUGGUGCAGCCACUAAGAUGGAAACCAAAUGCCCAGCUAAUGAAGUACGUUUGGCUUUACUCUCGCUCUUUGGUGUUAUGAUGGGCAAAACCAAAUCUAAACAAACAGGCACAACUUCGCCACCGCAUCAAUUCAAGGAUAAUAGCUCAUUUGUGGCUAGCACCACAGCGAAUGUAUUGAGCAAGAGUGGAGCGUUUAUCUAUGCCCUGGAGGCUCUCAAUACAUUGUUAGUGCAUUGGAAGAAUGUACUGGGUGAUCCCUAUGCAGCGGGUGGUAGUAACAAUGGUGGAGCAGCUGGCAAUCAACUAAAUCAAGGCGGUCCAGGUGGCAAUAGCGGCUCGGGCAAUGGAGCCCAAUUGCUAAAGCCCAUUAAGCAUGGUCCAAAGCCUGAUAUAUCCAUACUAAUACCACAUAAUUAUCUAAAGAACUAUCCUGAUAUAUUUGAAUCGUAUGAUGCUCUACUCACGGAAAUUAUUGUCCGUCUGCCGUAUCAGAUAUUGCGGCUUUGUAGUGCCCAUCCGGAUAACUAUGACAGUGGUUUCUGUGAGACCAUGACAUUUACACUCUGCGAGUAUAUGAUGUUGAAUUUGAAUACUUUACUGCGGCGUCAGGUGCGAAAGCUUUUGAUGUAUAUAUGCGGCAGCAAGGAGAAAUUCCGCAUGUAUCGUGAUGGUCAUUCACUCGAUGCACAUUUCCGGGUGGUGAAGCGUGUGUGUAAUAUUGUUAGCACAAAGACUGGUGCUCCUUAUAAUGUGAAUCCACCGCUACUAACUUACGAUUCGUUGGUGGAGCUAACCGAACAUUUGCGUACUUGCCAGGAGAUUAGUCAAAUGCGUACGGGCAAUUGGCAAAAAUUCUGUGUGGUCCAUGAAGAUGCUUUGGCCAUGUUAAUGGAAAUUGCAUGCUAUCAAUUGGAUGAUGGUGUCUCACCCAUAAUAUUGCAACUCCUACAAGCUGCAGUCUGUAAUAUGCCCUCAUCGAUUGGUGGCGGCAAACAACAACCACCGCCACCGCCUCCAAUUGCACCUGGAUCAUCAGCCAGCAAGUUGCGUAACGAUCGCGAGAAGAGCGAAGAUACCGAUGCGUAUUAUUCGAAAUUCGAUCCCGCUCAAUGUGGUACAUUUGUCCAUCAGAUCUUUAGAUAUGCUUCCGAUGCCCUCAUCAUACGUUUCGUACGCAUCUUUUUGCUGGAGAAUAAUAUCAGUCAAUUGCGCUGGCAGGCCCAUUCAUUCAUGACUGGCCUAUUCGAGCAUGCCAAUGAACGUCAGCGGGAGAAAUUAUUGAAUAUCUUUUGGAAUCUAUGGCCCCUGGUCCCCACCUAUGGACGUCGUACUGCACAAUUUGUCGAUUUGUUGGGUUAUCUGACCUUGAGUACGCGCAGCAUCACCGAAAGAUUGCCCGAAUUCGUAUCACGCGCCGUUGAUGUGUUGCGCCAGCAAAAUGAAUUGCUCUACAAGCAUCCCAAUGCUCCCAUAUAUACAACACUCGAAUCUAUACUCCAAGUCAAUGGUUAUUACUUGGAAUCGGAACCCUGUUUGGUGUGUAAUAAUCCCGAAGUGCCGAUGGCUAAUAUAAAGUUGCCUUCGGUGAAAUCAGAUUCAAAAUAUACAACGACAACAAUGAUCUAUAAGCUGGUCCAUUGUCAUACCAUAUCCAAGAUGAUUGUAAGAAUCGCCGAUUUGAAGCGCACCAAAAUGGUUAGAACCAUCAAUGUAUACUAUAAUAAUCGCAGUGUCCAGGCAGUGGUUGAGCUAAAGAAUCGCCCGGCUCUGUGGCAUAAGGCACGCUCAGUGACCCUGCAAUCGGCCCAGACUGAAUUGAAAAUUGAUUUCCCAUUGCCCAUAACUGCUUGCAAUCUGAUGAUUGAGUUUGCCGAUUUCUUUGAGACGGUAAGCGGAUCGAGUGAGAAUUUGCAGUGUCCACGCUGCAGUGCCGCUGUGCCAGCCUAUCCGGGUGUCUGCGGCAAUUGCGGUGAGAAUGUUUUCCAAUGCCACAAAUGUCGGGCCAUCAACUAUGAUGAGAAGGAUCCGUUCUUGUGCCAUUCUUGUGGAUUCUGCAAGUAUGCCAAAUUUGAUUUUAGUAUGUAUGCGCGUGUCUGUUGUGCUGUCGAUCCCAUUGAAUCGGCCGAGGAUCGUGCCAAGACAGUGCAACUUAUACACAGUUCCCUGGAGCGAGCCGAUCGCAUCUAUCGUCAAUUGUUUGCCAAUAAGCAGACACUGGAAUUGCUCAUACCAAAGGUGGCCGAGCAUCGGAGCAGUGAUCGUUUGGUUGAUGAUAACAUGGGCAGUGUGCAUAGUACAUCACAGGUGAAUAAGAUCAUACAAUUGUUGGCCCAAGAAUAUUGUGUGGAGUCGAGGACACGUUUCGAGGAGCUAAGCAAAAUUGUUCAGAAGGUGAAGGCGUGUCGCAGCGAAUUGGUGGCCUAUGAUCGCCAGCAACAGGAUCAGCCACCGACAAAUCCUAGCAUGUCAUCUGGAAUUGAUAAUCCAUCGACAAAUCGUUGUUAUGGCUGCGCCUUAGCCUCCACCGAGCAAUGUUUGACACUUUUACGUGCCAUGGCCUACAAUUAUGAUUGCCGCGUGGGACUCUAUAGCCAGGGUUUGGUCAGCGAACUGACCGAGCAUAAUCUACGCCGUGGAACUCCACAGAUUCAAGAGGAAGUACGCAAUCUUUUGGUGGUAUUGACCAAAGAUAAUGCUGAGGCUUGCAUGCAUUUGCUACAAUUGGUCACGACGCGAGUGAAGAAUGCUCUAAUGGGUUCCAUACCGUUGAUUAGUUUGGAGGCUGCAGUGCAUCAGGAAAUGACAUUGCUUGAGGUCUUACUGAGUCAAGAUGAUGUAUGCUGGGAAUACAAAUUGAAGGUGAUCUUUGAGCUAUUCAUUAGCAAUUGUCGCCUGCCACGAGGACCAGUUACUUCGGUAUUGCAUCCUUGUUUGCGCAUCAUGCAGAAUAUUAUUUGUCCAGUUUUACCCGUCAACAGCGGCAGUGGCGGCGUCGGCGGGGGUAAUAGCAAUCAGAACAACAAUAACAACAAUGCCAAAACAAACAAUCCACAAUCGAUGGCGGCCAGUGAUUUAAGUAGCAUUGGCAUGGUUGAGGGCAAUACUAUUGAUUAUCGCGCCUGGUUACGUUCGGAUCGCAAUCAUGAAUAUGCCGCAUGGAGUAGUCGCAUGCCCACCAAAUGCCAGAACAAAACGAGCGCCUGUAAGACCCAAGACCCACAACAGCAGCAGCAACAGCCGAUUCCGGCGAAAACUAAAAAGGAAGUUAGAGCCUAUUUCCUGAUGGAGAAAUAUGGACGACGUUGGCGUUAUCGUAGCCUGGACAAGCAGCGCAUCACCAAGCCACUCGUCUUCAAUGCCAAAUGGAUACAACCCUUGCUCUUCAAUCCCAAUUCUCGUCUGGGACGCACACUGGCCUGUUCCCUGCUUAGCGGACUGAGUCGAACCAAUGAACGGAAGCAGCAAUCCCUAAAUAUGUUAACAUCUUUCCUGCGGUAUGUUGGUGAGGCGGGUGAGGCAAGUGCCGAGUACUUGAAUCUGUAUAGGAACAUGGCCACCGAAACACCUUGGCUGCAGUAUCUGGUGCUGAAGGGUGUCCUCUCAGAUAUCUCUCAAUUGUUGGCCAUCGAGAUUGGUAAAGUCCAUCGCAUGGAAGAGCAUUCCCUAUCAUCGGAUCUAUCGUUGGGCUAUGCCCUGCGUCAAUAUGUGGAACUGUUGUGGCUCUUCCUCGAAUGCCCCAAUAUACGUAGAACCUACAAGACCCGCCUAUUGGGUCCUGUAUUGGAGAGUUAUCUAGCCUUGAGGAGUCUGGUAGUGCAGCGUACACGUCUCAUCGAUGAUGCCCAAGAGAAGCUGUUGGAGAUGUUGGAAGAAAUGACCAGCGGCACUGAGGAGGAGACACGUGCCUUUAUGGAGAUCCUCAUCGACACGGUAGAAAAGACACGCAUGAAUGACAUUAAGACGCCUGUCUUCAUCUUUGAGCGUCUGUAUUCCAUCAUACAUCCGGAGGAGCAUGAUGAGAGUGAAUUCUACAUGACACUGGAGAAGGAUCCGCAGCAGGAAGACUUCCUGCAAGGACGUAUGCUUGGCAAUCCGUAUCCAUCGAGCGAAAUGGGUCUCGGUCCUCUGAUGCGUGAUGUGAAAAACAAAAUCUGCACAGACUGUGAACUGAUUGCUCUCCUAGAGGAUGACAAUGGCAUGGAGCUGUUGGUUAACAACAAGAUUAUAAGCCUGGAUUUGCCAGUGAAAGAUGUGUUCAAGAAGGUCUGGUUAGCUGAGGGCGGUGAUCGUGAUGCCAUGCGAAUUGUUUAUCGUAUGCGUGGUCUUUUGGGCGAUGCCACCGAGGAAUUUGUCGAGACUCUGAACAAUAAAAGUCAAGAGCAAGUGGACACCGAGCAAUUGUAUCGCAUGGCAAAUGUCCUGGCCGAUUGCAAUGGCUUGCGCGUGAUGCUCGAAAGGAUUGGCAGUUUGCAGCGCAUUUCACGUCAACGUGAAUUGAUACAGGUCUUGCUUAAACUAUUCCUAAUCUGUGUGAAAGUACGCCGUUGCCAGGAAGUACUCUGUCAGCCGGAGGUCGGAGCCAUCAAUACCUUGCUCAAGGUCUUGCAGAUGUGUCUACAAUCGGAAAAUGAUUCCAUACAAUCUGCUGUGACGGAACAAUUACUUGAGAUUAUGGAGACAAUACUAUCGAAGGCGGCUAGUGAUACAUUGGAUUCGUUCCUGCAGUUCUCUUUAACCUUUGGCGGACCGGAAUACGUUAGUGCUUUGAUCUCGUGCACCGAUUGCGCCAAUGUGCGAAAUAAUCCCUCUGUCCUACGUCAUCUGAUACGUGUCCUGGCCGCUCUGGUCUAUGGCAAUGAGAUUAAAAUGGCUUUGCUGUGCGAGCAUUUCAAGAAUACUUUGGAUUUCAAUCGUUUUGAUGCGGAACGCACUCUUGAAAGUGAAUUCAAAUUGGAACUUUUCUGUGUCCUAACCAAUCAGAUAGAACACAAUUGCAUUGGCGGCACCCUCAAGGAUUAUAUUGUAUCUCUUGGCAUUGUGGAACGUGCAUUGGAGUAUAUUACGGAGCAUGCUCCGUGUGUUAAACCCACGCUCUUGCGCACCGAUUCCGAUGAGCUGAAAGAGUUCAUUUCGUUGCCGAGUUUGAAGUAUAUUCUACGUUUCCUCACCGGUCUGGCCAAUCAUCAUGAGGCCACACAAUUGGCUAUCAGCAAGGAUAUAAUACCGAUUAUCCAUCGACUUGAACAGGUCUCGAGUGAUGAACAUGUUGGCAGUUUGGCUGAAAACCUGCUUGAAGCUCUCUCCACGGAUGCAGCCACAGCGGCUAGGGUGCAGGAAGUGCGUGACUUUACUAGGGCGGAGAAGAAACGUCUGGCCAUGGCCACGCGUGAAAAGCAGCUCGAUGCACUGGGAAUGCGAACCAAUGAGAAGGGUCAAGUCACGGCAAAGGGUUCAAUUUUGCAGAAAAUCGAGAAGCUGCGCGAUGAGACUGGUUUGACAUGUUUCAUUUGCCGUGAGGGUUACGCAUGUCAACCGGAAAAAGUGCUUGGCAUCUAUACAUUCACGAAGCGUUGUAAUGUCGAGGAAUUCGAAUUGAAGUCAAGGAAGACCAUUGGCUACACCACCGUGACCCACUUCAAUGUGGUUCAUGUGGAUUGCCAUACAUCGGCCAUACGUUUGACUCGUGGCCGAGAUGAAUGGGAGAGAGCCAGCUUGCAGAAUGCCAACACUCGAUGCAAUGGCCUGCUACCUCUGUGGGGUCCUUGUGUGAGUGAAGCCGCCUUCUCGGGUUGCAUGACCCGUCAUAGCAGCUACAUGCAGGAGAGCACACAGCGCUGUGAUAUCUCCUAUACGAGCAGUGUACACGAUCUGAAACUUUUACUGGUACGCUUUGCAUGGGAGCGUAGCUUCCACGAUGAUGCCGGCGGCGGUGGUCCACAAUCGAAUAUGCACUUUGUUCCCUACCUGCUGUUCUAUGCCGUCUAUUUGCUUCUCUCGUCCCGCUCAGCUGCCCGUGAUAGCAAAACAUUACUCACCUAUCUAACAGCCGCUCCCAGUGAGAAAUGGCUAGAGUGUGGCUAUGAGGUCGACGGACCGCUCUAUAUGCUAACAGUUUCAUUGUCUUUGCACAGUCGUGAUCUAUGGAAUAAGCACAAGUUGGCACAUCUCAAACGUUUGUUGGCCGUGGCCCAGGCCCGUCAUGUCUCGCCGUCGGUGUUGUGUAAGGCAUUGCUCUCACCUGCGGAUCGUGAAGCCAAGGACUAUGCUGUCUACAAACCGUUCCUUAUGAUUUGGGGUCUUGUCGACUUGCUUUACAAUAAUCUCUUCAAGACCGUCACAACACCCAAGGAAGAAGAUUGGCCCAUUUCGCUCUUUGAUUAUAUACGCAAAAAUGAUGAGGCUAUGCUAAAAUCCACUGAUAGCAUUCUACAAAUGUUGACCGAUGAGUAUUUGCCUUGUACGUCGUUUGCUGAAUUUUGUGAUGUUGCAGGUCUUCUCUAUCUCAUUGAGCAGCCGGAGAGCUUUAUAGAUGAUAUCCUUACAAGUCUGCCUUCUUCAAACACCACCUCAACCACUAGUUCUACCACCAGCUCUAGUUAAAAUUUAAACACAAAACACACACACACAAAAAGAGAAAUUGGCAGUUGCUGCCGCAAAACACUUAUAUACUUAUAUUAAAUAUAUAUAUAUAUAUUUAUCGCAUUACACACACA